AAGAAAGCAUUUUCUAUCCCUUGAAAAACUACCAGCCAAUCAUCACAGAAGGCAAAACCGAGUUCCAUGGUCAAUCCCCACCACCAGAGUGCUCCAGUUAUGGUGGUGGCGGUGCCCUUUCCAGCCCAGAGCCAUCUAAACCAGAUGCUGCAACUCUCAUGCCUCCUAUCAUCAUCCUACGAACUUCCUGUUCACUACGUUGGCUCUUCCAUCCACAUCCGUCAGGCCAAGCUCCGCUGCUCAACUCCUCUUCUCCUCACCAAAAUCCAAUUCCAUGACCUGCCUAUUCCUUCUUUUCCUUCUCCCGCCCCCACCUGCGGUGGAGAUACUGAUUUUCCUGCCCAUCUCCAGCCAUCCUUCGACUCCUCUCUCAACCUUCGUGAACCUCUUUUGCCGCCCUCAUAGACACACCCUCUCCACAAGCCAAGAAGGUAGUUGUAAUCCAUGACCCUUUAAUGGCCUUUGCGGUUCAGGAUGCUGCUUCUUUUGUUAAAAAAUCAAGGAUUCCGAAAAGAAGAAGAUGGAAUGAAAAAUUGAAUCUCUC
Rubroshorea leprosula is the source of this 544-nucleotide messenger RNA. Lineage: Eukaryota; Viridiplantae; Streptophyta; Magnoliopsida; Malvales; Dipterocarpaceae. The record is from the annotation of a GenBank genome assembly.